AUGUCGGCGGCAUUAGAGAUCAUUACCUUGAAGGGACGAUACUUCUGGCGUGGGGACAAACGGGCGGCCACAACACCGAGAAAGUGCAUUCGUCGAAACGAUCCUCCGGCCUCGUACACGGCUUCUCUUCUGCAACACUACUUCAAGACUCUGGACGUCAUGUCGCAAUACAAGAAUACUCUGGGCGUUCUCGCGGCUAACGUACUGGUCAACAAUCAUGCUUCCGAGGCGUGCGUUCCCGUUAUCGCUGCUGUGGUCCGGGGCAUGAAGCAGUAUAUGAGGCUGAAAGCCGACGCUACGGGCCAGAGGAUUCUCCCUGUUGGAUACGCGGCCGCCGCAAGUGAUGACCGCAAUCUGGCGUUGGAGAAUUCUCUGCCAGGCUUCUCGCCGAAAUCUUGGUCGUCGGAAUCGAAGUCAUUCGGAUCGAAAUCUUCGGCGUCCGCCAUCUCGCAGGCUGUAGACGUUGAUGUCGGACUUUUGUUGCUCGGUGAAGUGAACGUCGCCAGAUCAUCUUGA
Molecule: messenger RNA, 516 nt
Organism: Zymoseptoria tritici IPO323
Lineage: Eukaryota; Fungi; Ascomycota; Dothideomycetes; Mycosphaerellales; Mycosphaerellaceae
Product: 1,3-beta-glucanosyltransferase-like protein
Exons: 3
Coding region: 1-516 (171 amino acids)
Biological process (GO): fungal-type cell wall (1->3)-beta-D-glucan biosynthetic process
Cellular component (GO): fungal-type cell wall; cytoplasm
Molecular function (GO): 1,3-beta-glucanosyltransferase activity
Source: RefSeq, a predicted model, not a curated record